UAUGAAAGCGGAGAUUUCGCUCUCAGGGAGGACGCGAAAUCUUGGCCGCUGUUGUGCCACGUUGAUACCUCGAGUAGCAACAUAAACGUGAGUUAUAAAUCACACAUUCUUCCCGAUGGAGUUUCCUUUUUUCCGCUUGGUUAAACCGUGCUUGUUAUGCAGGACACACCACAAUGGAAAUACUGGGUAGAAAAUUGUUCCGAGGUGUAAGGACACCAAAAACAUGCUUUAACUGCCAAUGACUUACAUGUCAAAAGGGUGAAAAAAAUAUGCAUCCAAACAGGAUGUAAUGAUAAUGUUCAGUAACUGCUCCAUCUAUUCAUUAAGAGGCAUGAGCACUGUAUUAAUUGUUUGUCUGAGUGCACAAUUAUCAAUAAUUAUUUUGCCACUUUUACUGUAAACAUGAAUUCGGGUGACAUGAGAGGAUUUAUAUCCCUAUCAAGGAUGCCAUAUGGAUGUCAUUUGUAUACUUUGGUUUAUCGUCUAAGUUUUCUAAAAAAACUUUAAGCAACGAAAACUUCACAUUUUAUGAUAACAAAUCCUGGCAAAUUUUCAUUCCCAGAUGCUGUUCAGUUUAAUUUUCAUUUAUCGCUCACGCUUAAGACAAUGCAAUCUUAUCCCGGUGUUCUUUCUUCUUUUAGAACGUGAAACCGCUCAAUGACUUGACAAGCAUUUUUAAGAGGGUUGUGGUAAAGGCCGGGUUCGACCCGAGGAGAAUCACCCACCAUUGAAACAGGUCGGUAAGUUCAUUUUCUUUACUAACAAGUGCAUACGGAACCAAUUCGAGGGAAAAUAGUUUUAGCGGAAGAGGAGCCUCUGGUAUGUUUUGAUGGACGAAAAACGUGCUCGCCGACGACUAUCCGGAAAAGGAAAUUUGUCUCUAAAAAACUGGUAAUAAUCUUCCUUGAUUCCUUUCAGGGAUUUGCCACUACCUUUAUUAUUAACCAAAUGAUUGAAAAUGAUGGGGUCUUCCCAAGAGAGGCCAUCUCCACCCUGUGUCGCCUCGCAGGGUGGAGCGAGAAGAGGGACACAUGUGCCCUAUACAUUAAAGAAGUGAUGGAGAGGCACUUAGACUCAAGUGCCUACAUCUACAGGUAA
This is a messenger RNA of Porites lobata, 1098 nucleotides long. NCBI's taxonomy places the organism in Eukaryota, Metazoa, Cnidaria, Anthozoa, Scleractinia, Poritidae. The record is from the annotation of a GenBank genome assembly.